Molecule: messenger RNA, 555 nt
Organism: Papaver somniferum (opium poppy)
Lineage: Eukaryota; Viridiplantae; Streptophyta; Magnoliopsida; Ranunculales; Papaveraceae
Product: purine permease 1-like
Exons: 3
Coding region: 1-555 (184 amino acids)
Cellular component (GO): membrane
Molecular function (GO): purine nucleoside transmembrane transporter activity
Source: RefSeq, a predicted model, not a curated record
AUGGAUACUGUCAGGAGAAAGUACCUUAUGAUCUUCAAUUGCAUCUUAUUAGCAAUUGGUGCCACUGGAGGUCCGCUUCUAAUCCGUCUCUACUUCGUCCGUGGUGGUAAGCGAAUAUGGUUCGCGAGUAUGCUAGCAAGUGCAGUGGCGGAGUUGGUGUACAUUAAAGCUAAGCAAUCCUUAACUUACAGUUUAGUGAUAGAAAUGCAGAUUGUGAUGGCUGUGCUUGCUUCCCUUUUCUGCAUUGUUGGGAUGAUUGUAAACAAUGAUCACAAGAUUUACUUCGUCGGGACAGCAGGAGUUAUAUUUUGUUCAACAUCUUUGCUUGCUGGUAUUAUCGCUGCCGUAAUGCUACCCAUAACGGAGAUCCUAUCUGUCGUAUUCUACAAUGAGAGUUUCAAAUCUGAAAAGGGUAUUGCGUUGUUCCUCUCAUUAUGGGGUUUCAUUUCUUACUUGUACGGAGGCUACAAAGAACACAUAGAAGCGGAGAAGCAGAGUUCCGAAUUAAAGCAAGACGAAAACCUCCCUCCUCAAACCAGUAAUUUAAUAUACUGA